Harpegnathos saltator (Jerdon's jumping ant) is the source of this 1782-nucleotide messenger RNA. RefSeq names its product polycomb protein eed-A. The coding region runs from base 188 to 1474 and encodes 428 amino acids. The record is from RefSeq and is a predicted model, not a curated record. Lineage: Eukaryota; Metazoa; Arthropoda; Insecta; Hymenoptera; Formicidae. Gene Ontology annotation, biological process: ribosome biogenesis. Gene Ontology annotation, molecular function: protein binding. The transcript has 3 exons.
UAACUUAGGAGAUAGGAUUUUGAAUAUAACUGAAAAUCUAUUAGGAUUAAGUAGUGGUAUACCAGUUAUUGGAAGAAUGAUGCAUAACUAAGAAAUAUUCAAGUUUACAUAGAUGAGAACCAUGAUGAUGCAACAUUGACCCAGAAAUCAGACCAAGUAUAACUAAGUAGCGUCAAAACAAAACAACAUGAAGAAGACUAGCAGCAAAUCUCAGGCAUAUGCCUCUAGCCAAGAGGACAGUGAGAACGAUAGUGAUCAGACUGAAUGCAGCAUCGGCAGCAAUUCUACCGCUGGUACUCAUCGCAGCGAUACACCCACACGUAGCGCUCGUUAUCGACGAAAGGGUCGUCGCAGGAGCAAAACAGCAAACAAGAGCAAGCCCUCUACGGAUAAACCGUUAUACAAGUACUGUUGCAACGUGAAAGAAGAUCACGGGCAACCGUUGUUCGGGGUGCAAUUUAAUCAUCACUUGAAAGAGGGUGAACCUUUGAUAUUCGCUUGCGUGGGCAGUAGUCGCGUGAGCAUUUACGAGUGUCCAGAAGGUGGGAACAUACGAUUGCGACAGUGCUACGCCGAUCCCGACGCGGAAGAGAACUUCUACACAUGUGCAUGGACGUACGACGAUAUGGGGAAGCCACUGCUGGCUGUGGCAGGUUCACGCGGUGUCAUCCGUAUCAUCAGCCCUGUGACAAUGACGUGCAUCAAACAUUACAUCGGUCACGGGCAUGCGAUCAACGAGCUGAAAAUUCAUCCAUGCGACCCGAAUAUAUUACUAUCUGCAUCCAAAGAUCAUGCUCUCCGACUGUGGAACAUCAAGACGGAUGUCUGCAUCGCGAUUUUUGGUGGUGUGGAAGGCCACCGGGACGAGGUGUUGAGCGCCGAUUUCGACAUGCGAGGUAUGCGAAUUAUCUCGUGUGGCAUGGACCAUGCUCUGAAGCUCUGGUCGUUGGAUAAGGCAGAUAUGCAGGAGGCCAUCAAGCAGUCGUAUUAUUGCAAUCCCAGCCGCAACGGUAGGCCUUUCGACUCGAUCCUCCAGCACUUCCCUGACUUUACUACGCGUGAUGUUCAUCGCAAUUAUGUCGACUGCGUCAAGUGGUACGGUGACUUCAUCUUGAGCAAGUCCUGCGAAAAUUGCAUUGUCUGCUGGAAACCCGGCCGACUCGAGGACUCGCAGCUGCGUAAUGGCGAGACCAGUGCGACGAUGUUACAUCGUUUCGAGUUUAAGGAAUGCGACAUUUGGUUCAUACGCUUCUCCAUGGACUUUUGGCAGCGAACAAUAGCCAUGGGAAAUCAGGUCGGCCGUACUUAUGUCUGGGACUUGGAUGUUGACGAACCCGGGCAAGCGCGUUGCUGCUCUCUUCAACAUCCUCGUUGCGCCGCGCCUAUACGGCAGACCAGUUUGAGUCGAGACGGUUCUGUGUUGUUAUGUGUCUGCGACGACGCAACUAUUUGGAGGUGGAAUCGCGAUCACUAACUUUAGACACUCGAAUUUUUAACAAGAAGCAAGUACAAUCAACUGACAAAUGUACGGAUCAAAAGAAAUGUACAUAUACUUGUUAUGACCUUGAAUAAUUUUAUUGUUUGGAUAUAUAAAAUAAUACAAGAUCAACUGUACGUAUAAGUGAACUUUUAAGUGGUCUAUUCCAAAGUGCUGUUCAGCUAGACUAUCAACAAUUGUCAGUUCAAUACUUGUGUAGAUUUAAUCAUAUAAAAUAAUCGAUUAAAUGCUGAACCGACAGCUGUGUAGAAUAAUAAAUAUAUAGAAUGGCUGUGUUCAGAAAA